AUCGCGAAAGCCGACCUACCGAGAUCACGACCUUUUUCGUCCUCUCUGACAGAUCCGUGAAUUGCAUCUAAUUACCCGACCAUGGUCUGCCGAGCCUGUCUGCGAGCCCGGGGUGCCGGGAGUGUCUUCCCCUCCGAAGCUCUUCUCGCGCCAGGGUUAAUACGGACGGCGCAAAGACGGUCGCUCUCAACGGCCGCCCCGGGUCUGCAGUUGGCAACCGUGGCCCCUCGCGUCUCUCGGGCUCAGCUUCACCAACAGCGGCCCCAACGCCAGCUCUUCUCCACGUCCGCCCCCACUGCUUCCGCCGCGACGGAACCACAAGAACCUGCGGCCGCUUCUCCUGCCGCCCCAGAAAAGCCGACAUAUCUCUCCGAAGGCGAAUCCCAGAUCUGGGACAUACUGCUGGCUGAGUUUGCGCCCACGCAGCUCGUGGUACAAGACAUCUCCGGAGGCUGCGGGUCCAUGUAUGGCAUCGAGGUCAGCUCGGAGAAGUUUCGCGGCUUGAACAUGCUCAAGCAGCAGCGCCUCGUCAAUGCGGCGCUGGGGGACCUGAUGAAGGAGUGGCAUGGUGUUCAGCUGAAGACGAGGGUGCCGUAAGAGAGAGACAACUUCAUGCCCCCAGGUUUCUUCAACAUCGGGAAGGCGUAUGGCGUUGAUAGAAGGACCAUAAUCUGUUCACCGUGAACAGUCGGAAUUGGUGAUGUUUGUUUUAUCACUGGGAGCGAUUCUCGCAAGGAGACGACACACGACACGCUCCUCGAACUUCAGUCUCAACUCCAGGUUACUCCACUCCGAUCAACAUACACAGUAUUUGGCGGUUCCGUCGCCCUCUUUCGCCGUGCUUGGGAACCUCAUAGGCAUGCUCCCCGUGCGUCGCAGCAUGUUUGUUAGCCUGUGUGACGCCACCGCGAGCUUUGUCCUUUUAUUUC
Messenger RNA from Chaetomium fimeti, 929 nucleotides. RefSeq names its product bola protein. The transcript has 2 exons. The coding region runs from base 82 to 597 and encodes 171 amino acids. Gene Ontology annotation, cellular component: mitochondrial matrix. The record is from RefSeq and is a predicted model, not a curated record. NCBI's taxonomy places the organism in Eukaryota, Fungi, Ascomycota, Sordariomycetes, Sordariales, Chaetomiaceae.